ACGCGCGCAGUCACAACUGGCAUCAGUCGACGGACGCGACGUGAGACCAGACGGAGCGGGUGAAACAACAAGGAGGAGAAGAAGAGGAGGAGGAGAAGAAGAGGAGAAGAAGGAGAAGAGGAGGAGGAGGAGGAGGAGAGUUCUGUCGGCCGACAUGCGGCUCCCCGGGCGCGGCGCGCUGCUCCUCGUCCUGAGCCUCGGGUCGGUUCGUCUCGAGAAACAUUCCCUCACGUACAUCUACACGGCUCUCUCCAAGGAUGUCGCGCCCCCCGGCAUCCAUCAGUUCACGGCCAUUGGGCUGCUGGACAACAAGGCCAUCGACUACUUUGACAGCGUGAACACUGAGAAAGUUCCCAAACAGCAAUGGAUGAAAGACCAAAAUGAAGAUGACUACUGGCGGAAAGGAACGCAGUCCCGCCAGAGCAAGAUGAAGUGGUUCCAGGUCAACCUGAAGAUCCUCAUGGACCGAAUGAGACAGAACCAAUCUGACGUCCACGUGCUCCAGUGGCUGCACGGCUGCAAGGCCGACAUGCAUCGCGACGGCAGUGUGAGUUUCAGCCAAGGCCUGGACAUGUACAGCUACGACGGGAACAACUUCCUGUCCUUUGACGACGACCACCUUGUGUGGGUCUCCUCGUGUCCUGCGGCGCAGCAGACCAAGAGGAAGUGGGACGAUGUCCCCUCCCUCAAGGAAUACACCAAAGGCUACUUGGAGAGGGAGUGUCUGGACUGGAUGAAGAAGUUCUUGGGAUAUGAACAAAAGCAGCUGGAAGCAGCUCCUCCACCGGAAGUGUACGUGUUUGCGAAGAACAGCAACAGGAAGAACAACGUGGUCCUGACGUGCCUGGCCACAGGGUUCAACCGGAAGGAGGUCACGCUGCAGAUGAGAAGGGACGGGCGUCUUCUCACGCCAGUGGACGGAGUGAUGAGCUCCGGCGUUCGGCCAAACGGUGACGACACCUUCCAGAGAAGAGACAGGGUGGAGAUUUUGAAGACGGACUCGUCCUCGUUCACGUGUGUGGUCGUUGAUGAAGCAACCAAUUUCAACGUUGAGAAGGUUUGGGAUCACAAACUUCUCGACGAGUCUGAAUCACUCGUCAUCGUCAUCGUCAUCGUCAGCGCUGCAGCGGGGGGGGUCGUCCUGCUGCUCGGGGUUCUUGUGGCACGUUGGUACAGAAAACGUAAGGGAAACGCUGGGAAACUUGGAACCAACAAUGUCCCAGAUGUUGUCGUCCCGGCAGCUCAGAACGACAACACACCGACACAACCUCUCAUGAACCAAAAGAGCGAAGAUGCUCUCGUCCCGGCACCUCAGAACGACAACACGCCGGACCCCAAAUCCAAGUCUGACGAACACAAACCUCUCAUCGGCAAAAAGAGCGACGGGUCGAAGGAGUCGCUGAGCAGCUCCGGGACGGACUCUGGAGUCUCUGUGGACUGUCUUCAGAACCAGACGGAGGACGUUGCAGCCGACGAGGUCGAAACCAACUAGAAAUCACGUAGUAGAGCUCAGACCUCUGACAAGACCCACGUUUAAAUCCACUCGGUCCACGUUUCCAUUGAACGAUCAUAUCCGAGCUUUUUGGAGCUCGACAGAUUUCUGUUGUUAUCAAAACCUGAUAUUUUACAGUUUAACCCUAAACUUGUAUCAUGCAUAACUAUUAAUAAAUAUAUAUGAAAUAAUAGCUUAUGCUAUAAGAUAGAAGUCUUCAAACUGGCGUUAACGCCGAGACUGAUAUUGUCUGUGGAGGACGCAUAUCGGCAGAUUUUAUCAGCCAAUCAAAUGGGUCGGGCUCUUUGAUUGUUUCAAAUUGAAUCCUUGUAAUACAAUAAAUGUAAUGUUUGAUUGCUGUGGAUCAGUGUGUUAACAGGUUUUUCAGCCUGAAUUAAAAAGAAUCUAUAAUUUGUCUCAAUGGAGUGAUAAAAAAACAGAUGACUCCAAACAAAUCAAGUCAGUUUUAUUUACAGUCUAUUUUUUUCUCUUGAUAAAAGUUAUUUAGACUCAAAUCUCCCUCAACGAGAAAACACUUAGCGACAGAGAUGCAGAAUCCUGGAGCGGAACCACGCUCAGGGUGUGACGUGACUUUUUCGAGUAGUAGUAUAUGUUCAAUACUCUGCUGUAAAUACAAGCUGUAUUUUUAAUAUCAUAUCAUUAUAUUUCCAUAUUAUGGUUUUUCAGCUUUGAAAUAUUGUAGCAGCCGUUUAUGUGCUGACACUGGAUUUAAUGGUGCAAAUUAUGAGACAUUUAAUCCAAGAUUAAAUUAAUACUGUUUGUUAAAGAAAAAAAUACAACUUCAAAUAUUUUUUCUUAUCUGGCGUCUCACGCUCACAUUAUAUAUUAUAAUUUUUUUCUGGUGGGAUGAAGUUAUGUAUUUUAUGCAAAUGGAUUAUUUUUGUUUGAUGUUUCUCUUUGUUAAACUGUUUUUGAAUAAUUAAAAAAAAAUUCUUGCAAACAAAUAUCGGUCUAACUGAUCGCACGUUGAGAUUACGUGCAAAGACAAUAAUUUCGUAUUGGUCAAUACUGAAAACUGCACUGUGUGAAACCAGAAUGUAUGACAGUCAUGAAAAAUAUGUAAUAUUUGUAAUUUCGGCCUAAAUAACUUUUGACUCAUUAGAAUCAUUAAUAAAUUACUGUUAGUCACUGCCAACAAUUUAGUAACGAAAUUGAAUGAAUGUUUAGUUUAAAAUUGUCAAGAGUCUGUUUUAUCUUUUUGUAUGUGGGAAUUGUUUUAAAGGUUUUAAUAAACUGAGUCAAUCUAUAAA
Scophthalmus maximus (turbot) is the source of this 2763-nucleotide messenger RNA. Its product is annotated as H-2 class I histocompatibility antigen, L-D alpha chain. Gene Ontology annotation, cellular component: external side of plasma membrane. Gene Ontology annotation, biological process: immune response. The transcript has 9 exons. The record is from RefSeq and is a predicted model, not a curated record. Lineage: Eukaryota; Metazoa; Chordata; Actinopteri; Pleuronectiformes; Scophthalmidae. The coding region runs from base 155 to 1492 and encodes 445 amino acids.